CACGCCGCCCCGCUCCCCCUGUGAGUGUGUGUGUGCGGCCUCAGCCCAGUGCCCGCCGAGCGGUGCCUGCGCCCGGGAGAGCGCGCGCGCGCCCGUGCGGUGUGUCUGUGUGUGUGUGUGUGUGUGUGAGUGUGCGUGUGUGUGUGAGUGUGUGUGUGACAGUGUGUGUCAGGUGACUUGAGUCACGCAGUCUCUCUCUCCCUCCUCGGGGAGGAACUGCCGCGCUCCUGCUGAGUCCUCCGCCGGUAGGCGGGCGGGGCGGCGAGGGGGCUCCGGGCGCGCUGGGAACCGCGGGACCCAGACCUGGACGCCGCUCGCCGGGGGAACUCGCGGCCCCCGCCUCCGCCGGCUCCCGCCACGCUCCAGACAAAACCCCAAUUCAGAGAGGUUGCGAGCGGCAAGCGAGGAGGCUUAGCCCCCACCCGGGAACCCCGCCUCUCCCGGGACGGCCAGCCGUGGGCGCAAUGAGCCAGGUGCUGGGGAAACCGCAGCUGGAGGACGAGGACGACGACGAGGAGGACGAGCUGGUGGGGCUCGCGGACUACGGGGACGGGCCUGACUCCUCGGACGCUGACCCGGACAGCGGGACGGAGGAGGGAGUUCUGGACUUCAGCGAUCCCUUCAGCACUGAGGUGAAACCGAGAAUCCUGCUCAUGGGUCUGAGGAGAAGCGGCAAGUCAUCUAUUCAGAAAGUUGUCUUUCACAAAAUGUCUCCCAACGAAACACUGUUCUUGGAGAGCACGAACAAAAUCUGCCGGGAAGAUGUUUCCAACAGCUCCUUUGUUAAUUUUCAGAUUUGGGACUUCCCAGGACAGAUUGACUUUUUUGACCCUACAUUUGACUAUGAGAUGAUCUUCCGGGGAACAGGAGCACUGAUUUUUGUCAUAGACUCCCAGGAUGAUUACAUGGAGGCCCUGGCCAGGCUGCACCUCACAGUCACCAGGGCCUACAAAGUGAACACCGACAUCAACUUCGAGGUGUUUAUUCAUAAAGUGGAUGGUCUGUCAGAUGACCACAAAAUUGAAACCCAAAGAGAUAUUCAUCAGAGGGCAAAUGAUGACCUUGCUGAUGCUGGAUUAGAAAAAAUUCACCUCAGCUUUUAUCUGACAAGCAUAUAUGAUCAUUCAAUAUUUGAAGCUUUUAGCAAAGUGGUUCAGAAACUAAUUCCGCAACUCCCCACCCUGGAGAAUUUGCUGAACAUCUUUAUCUCAAAUUCUGGAAUUGAAAAGGCAUUUCUUUUUGAUGUGGUCAGUAAAAUUUAUAUUGCAACCGAUAGUACCCCAGUAGAUAUGCAAACCUAUGAGCUCUGCUGUGAUAUGAUCGAUGUGGUUAUUGACAUCUCUUGUAUUUAUGGUCUCAAAGAAGAUGGAGCAGGAACCCCCUAUGACAAGGAAUCAACAGCCAUUAUAAAGCUGAAUAAUACCACAGUUCUUUAUUUAAAAGAGGUGACAAAGUUCCUGGCUCUUGUUUGCUUUGUCAGAGAGGAAAGCUUUGAAAGAAAAGGGCUUAUUGACUAUAAUUUUCAUUGCUUCCGGAAGGCCAUCCAUGAAGUUUUUGAGGUGAGAAUGAAAGUGGUAAAAUCACGAAAGGUUCAGAAUCGGCUGCAGAAGAAAAAAGGAAGCACUCCCAAUGGGACCCCUAGACUGCUGCUGUAGGUGAGGUUUCAGGAACAGCUUUUGAAAUCAGACCUUUCAGUGAGGCUGCUGCACUGCGUUGCACUAAAGGAAGAGGAAGAAGGAGAUUGGAAUACAUAAAUUUGUUGUAAAAAAAAAUUCCUGCAACCCUCUUGAUCUUCUCUUUUUUAAAAUAAAGCAAGCACUUUGAAGCAAAAACUUGUAUAUUAACAAUAAAGUGAAAUCCACUGUAAUUUCAUUACACAAAUGUAAACUUUUAUGGUCUAUAGUCCGAAAAAUCCUGUGUGAGAACUGCCAGGAACUGUAUAUAUUUUGCACUUUUUCAUGUUUUUUUCUCAUUGAACUAAACUUUGAUAAAACAACUUUUCUAAGCUUUUUUCUGUAGUGUCAAAGACGUGCAUACUGUAGUUCCUCUCUAUAUGGCAAUCAUAAAUUAAUCAAAAGUGAUGCAUUGGCAAUGACUUUUUAUAAAUUUGGGAAUUUUUGCUACCAAUCAUUGAGAAAAAUCAUUUUUCAAAGAAGAUGGAAUAGGGCAGCAAGCUCCAGGAGCAAUAAGAACUGUCCCUUAUUUAUAACUAGUAAUAACUAGGAGUUUUGUAGAAUAAUAAUAGUGCCAAACUUAUCUAACCAUUUCAAUAGCUAUGGCAGUGCUUCCCUACUCAACAGUUUUUAUAAAGCUUUACCUCAACACACAUCUCUAUAAUCAUUUUAUACAGAGAGGCUGUUUCUUUUUGUUGCAUUACUGUUCUUUAGAACUUUUGGGACCAGGUUUCCAAAAUGGUGCCGAUCACUUGAGAGAAAUAAGAAUGUCGCUGAAUUGCAGAGUUUCUGGAGUCUUUUUGGUAUUUGCCACCCAGGCUAAAGUAACAUCAGAGGCCAUGUGAUUUCCCAAAUGUAGGUGAUUGGCAGCUGGAGAAAGAAGAAUAUAUAUACAAUUCGGUAUGUUGGGCCUCUGUGCAGUAAGCCAACUGCAACAUUUGCUGCACAACAUUAUUGUGCAACAUUUGAAACAUUUAUUUAGUACUAGUUUUCUUUUCUGUUUUUUAACUCCAUGAUCACAGGGGAUGUCUCAGAUCUCUACCACAGAGCUAAAUCCUGUUGGGCACAUUUGUCAUCUGAAUCUCUUCAUCUGUGACAAUGUGCCUUGUGUAAUCUACUUGUUUCACCUUCUGAUUAAACUAGAACUCAGCUGGCUAACAGCAUGCUCUGCACAGCUGAAAAGCAAUCCUGAAAACCCUUGAAGGUCAGCGGGAAGGGGAUGGCCAGAGGAGGCAUUAGAGUUAGUUAGCUUUGUAUUUGUUUCUAGGAAAUUUUUUUGUUACGUUUACUUUAGACUAAUAGCAAGUUAAAAAACUCUUAAAUCUACCCCAUCCCAAACCAUUCCAAGUAGAUAAAAAUUCUAGGUCCAUCCAAAAGGUCAGUGCCCUAAGGCAUGCUUGUGGGUAUUAGAAAAAAAUAUAUAUAUAUAAUUAUUAUUAGCUAAUAUAUAUUAACUAUAACAAUAUAUAUAUUAGCAGAGCCUCAUUAGGGAUGUCACAGCUGCUUCUAGCAAAAUGUAUCAAGUUCCUAAAGCAACUUGUCCUUGAAACUGUCCCACUUCUAUCUGCGGCUUUUUUCCAUCCUCUCUCCUUCUCAAGUAAUGUUCCUUUGAGGCUGGUGACUGCAGUUUAAGAUGGUAGCUGAUUGGGGUUUAAAGUUUGAGCCCUCCUAAGGGUCUCUGCAUUUUGGAAGUAAAUUUCUAAAAAUCAUGAAGGAGCCCUAACUUCCUUCCUCGUGAUUUCUGCUCAGAAACCUGGGUGAGUAGGAACCCAGGUUUCCAGAGAAGUCUUUUUCCUAAUUUCAACACCUAUACCCUGUUGGACCUUUGCCAACAGGCUUGGUACCGGUGGGUUAUUCUUAUAAAUCUAAUUCUUUAAUAUUUUUUACGCAAUGUUUCUUUUUGAAUAAGCAAAUAAAGAAUUACUUUUCUAAUGUGACUUUAUCCCCAGGGUAGAGACAUUUGCUUAUCUGGUAACUCACACAUUACUUGGAUAUAUACAUAUAUUAUUGUAACCAGGUGGAGCUUCCAUUUUUGAGCUGGGUAUAUGAUGGGUUUUUGUUAAAAUGUGCCUUAAAAGCCUAUUACUUCAAGAGCAAAUGAUUCUUUGGGGCAAAGGCAAAAUCAUUGCUAUGGCAUAAGACCCCAAGUUUAUGAUACGAAGUACACUCUUUGAUUAAUCACAUACUAAUAGAGAUCACUGCCUCAAACCUGUAAGCAUGGCAAUGACCUCUUAGUUUUAGAGAGAUGUAAGAGUUAGUCUAAGUUUUUGAAAUCUGUGCCAUUGGAAUUACAAAAUCUUUUAAAUUCCUUUUGCAUUUUCUUUUUGAUAUGGGAUUUAGCUUACUGCAACAUGCAUGGCCACCUUUAGCUCUCAAAUCCAAUGCUAUACAUACAGAGCCCAAAAUACAUGGCUACAUGACUGCUCUAGAACAUUUUUGUUUAUUUUCAAAGAUUGAGAACUUGACCUACAGGUUCUAAGGAAAUUAGAACAUCUUUGUGGAAGUGAGACUAUAUGAAUUAUCCAUCAUCUUUGGUUAUUUUCAGUGAUAUAGAUUAGUAUAUAUGACCAGGGUAGAGUGUUUUUGAAGGACUAGAAAUCAAAAAUUGAUUGACAUUCACAGUUAGUGUUAUUUUGUAAACAUAAUAUAUUUUGGACCCUUAAAUAUAAAAUGACUAAAAAUACAGCAAUAUUGUUAAAUACGGGUUGUAUGUUAACUCUGAAACAUACUCCAGAAGAGCAGCCGAACUGUCUUGAUUAUUAAAGUACAGUAUGCAUUCAACUUACAUGGACUGGAUAUAAUUUGUAAUCAAGUGUAGUAUUAUAUUUUACGCAGUAUAUCAUUUAUAAUGAUUGUUAAACCAUUGCUUUCACAAAUGUUAACCACCAAUUUGAAAGACUGUGUCACACACUCAGGAUUUGGUAAGGCUUGUGUUUUAUUUUAAGCAAACUCAUAACUAAUCUUUCUGGGAGCAGAAUGGUCUCUGGUGAAAAGGAAGUAUGGUCUUUCAUAUUUAUGAGGUUGUUUACCACACACAUGUAUCACAGCUUUAUGGCCCUCUUGGGUCCUUUUAGUCAAAUGUGUUUGUCCUGAUUAACCAGCUUUCAUUUUGUGGAAAUGAGGAUAAAUUUCUCUAUUUAAAUUGGA
Molecule: messenger RNA, 4820 nt
Organism: Pteropus alecto (black flying fox)
Lineage: Eukaryota; Metazoa; Chordata; Mammalia; Chiroptera; Pteropodidae
Gene: RRAGD
Product: Ras related GTP binding D
Exons: 7
Coding region: 465-1655 (396 amino acids)
Biological process (GO): cellular response to amino acid stimulus; positive regulation of TOR signaling; cellular response to starvation
Cellular component (GO): Gtr1-Gtr2 GTPase complex; nucleus; lysosome
Molecular function (GO): GTP binding; GTPase activity
Source: RefSeq, a predicted model, not a curated record